UGUUAAUAGUGGUUGUCAUUACAUUCGCGAUGUGCUAUCUGCCAAGUUAUGUCCUCAAUAUCGCCAGAUACACAAGUGCUCUGGAUCCACUUAAAGCCAAUCGGGCGGCCAUCGUUUGCGUUUUCUGGACCGCUAGAUUCCUCAACUAUUUUAACAGCGCAAUAAAUCCUGUCAUCUACAACUUCAUGAGUGUGAAAUUUCGAAAGCAGUUCAAGACAGCGUGUUUUGGUUGUUACGUCCAUCUCCGUUUCUGUUGUUUCUUUUUGCGUCGUAAGAGACCACUCAGAAGGAGACCCACCCAUAUGCCUAUGACAAUUCUAGAUUCUAGAAGAAGACGAUACAAAAUGUUAAUAUUAAACAUUUAUUUCUUUGCAGUUUAAUAUAAAUAUUAUUUAGGUUGUUA
This is a messenger RNA of Dreissena polymorpha, 403 nucleotides long. RefSeq names its product orexin/Hypocretin receptor type 1-like. Lineage: Eukaryota; Metazoa; Mollusca; Bivalvia; Myida; Dreissenidae. The coding region runs from base 30 to 380 and encodes 116 amino acids. Gene Ontology annotation, cellular component: membrane. The record is from RefSeq and is a predicted model, not a curated record. Gene Ontology annotation, molecular function: G protein-coupled receptor activity. The transcript has 4 exons. Gene Ontology annotation, biological process: G protein-coupled receptor signaling pathway.